This is a messenger RNA of Phycomyces blakesleeanus NRRL 1555(-), 881 nucleotides long. RefSeq lists its product as hypothetical. The transcript has 6 exons. The coding region runs from base 26 to 766 and encodes 246 amino acids. The record is from RefSeq and is a predicted model, not a curated record. Gene Ontology annotation, molecular function: 2 iron, 2 sulfur cluster binding. NCBI's taxonomy places the organism in Eukaryota, Fungi, Mucoromycota, Mucoromycetes, Mucorales, Phycomycetaceae.
CUUACAUUACCUUAUCGUUGUUGCCAUGGGAAAGAACAAGAAGAGCUUUGAUAUGUACCAGUCUUAUCUUGACUCCCUUCCUGCCUCUUCUGGAAAGAAUGCAGGUUAUGAGAUUGAGAACGUUCCCUUGCCAGACUCUAUGAGAACAUCUACAUUGAUAGAACAGAUCGGCAAAGAAAGAUCAUGGACUGAAGACCAGAUUGACAGCGACAUUGACAUUCUUGAAGCCAAUCGUCUUGGCUUUGUUCGCGAUCUCCGUGAUCUGUCAGAUAAUAGCUGGAAGGUUAUUCCACUGUUACCCCUUGUUAGAGAUCUUCUUAGAGCAGCCGUUAGCCCAAAAUAUCAAAAGAAAAAGAAAAACAAAUCUUACAAGAAGAAGAGUGAUUCAUCAGACAGCUCUGAGGAUGAAAACAAUUCACAUGCAACUGUACCUACAAAAGACUCAACCAUUGAUCCUACUACUAAUAAUGGCGGUGGUGGUCCGGAUGCUGCUGGUCCUACACCUGAGACUUCUCCUGGUUCUAAAAAGGUGUUCUCUGGUAGACCCAUUGAGCCUGUGAAUGGCAACCGGAUUCGGGUCAAGACAACUGAUGGUGUAUAUGAAUGCAAUCGGUUCUGUCCUCACAAGGGAGUUGAUUUGGUGACCUGGGGAAAUGUGUUGGGUAACACACUUGUGUGCACGAAGCACAAUUGGAGAUUUAACUUGGAGGGUAAUGAAAUGGUUAAAGGGAAGAGUCUUAAUGCCUGCAAGGUUAAUGACUGGUAGCUCUAUCAUAACAAGCAAUUGAUUAAUUGAUUGAUUUGAUGGUCUUUUUUUUUUAACUUUACUUUACUUUACUGGGUCUUCAUUUAAUGAAUAAAUGUCUAUUAUUAUGAUACCU